AUUUACUCCGUGCGGUUUGAAACUGUCGGGUUGCUGCUGAGGAAGUCGUUGGACUCGUUGUUGUCUCAGCGGCGACGCGGAGACAAGACGCGGAGGAAGGAGUCCGUGUUUGCGGAGAGCCGAGGUGUAUUUGUACAGAAUGUCAUCAGAUGAGGAGAAAUGCUCCCCUCCAGUUUUGCACAAUGAAUCCGACCGAGGCAGUUCUGUCUCUUCAGAUCUUCAGGAAGAGUAUGAAGAACUGCUUCGUUAUGCUAUAGUGACUCCAAAUAUUGAAUCAAGUGCUUCACAGCCGUCUCAUUCUAAGGGAGAAGUGGUGCCAGAUAUUAGAAUUCCUACUAUAAUUGAUGAUAUUCUUCAAAAUCCAGCAGGAAAUAGCCCUGCAGUAAGAGAAACAAGGAUGGAAGUUGGAAAAAGAUAUGAUUUAAAUAUUUCAAGUCAUUCAAAGACAGACGGGUCAUCACCAGUGUCGUCCCCAAGGAAGUCACCUCACCUGGUUUUGGACUUCUUCAGUUCGAAUCUUUUAGUUGACUCUUCCUCACCAAGGUCUAAUUCUAGUCCUGUAGAUGCCCAUGAAGUAGUUGGGACCGAUUUUCUUAUUUCUGAUGAAAACCUUCAAAAGAUGGAAAAUGUGCUUGAUCAUUGGAGUUCAGGUCUUAAGACAAACAUCAUAUCUGAACUAAGUAAAUGGAGACUUAAUUUUAUUGACUGGCACCGAAUGGAAAUGAAAAAAGAGAGAGAAAAGCAUGCAGCAGAUAUAAAACAACUGUGCAGCCAGAUCAACAGCUUGAAGGAGCUGCAAAAAACCUAUGAAGUCUCCAUUGGGAGAAAAGAUGAGGUGAUUUCUAGCUUGUCUCAUGCCAUAGGCAAGCAAAAGGAAAGGAUAGAGUUGAUGAGAACAUUCUUCCGCUGGCAAAUCAGCCAUGUCAAAUCCAGACAGGACGUUUAUGAAAGUAAACUAGCUGACCAGUACUUCCAGAGAACUUUACUGAAGAAAGUCUGGAGAGGCUGGCGGGCCAUAGUACAGAAGCAGUGGAAAGAAGUGGUGGAACGAGCUUGCCAAGCAAGAGCUGAGGAAGUCUGUGUCCAGAUUUCCAAUGACUAUGAAGCCAAAGUUGCAGUGUUAUCUGGAGCUUUGGAAAAUGCAAAAGCUGAGAUCCAAAGGAUGCAGCAUGAAAAAGAGCACUUUGAAGAUUCCAUGAAGAAAGCUUUCAUGAGGGGUGUAUGUGCAUUAAAUCUUGAAGCCAUGACUAUAUUUCAAAGCAGAGGUGAUACAGGGACAGACUUCACAAAUAAUAAAAGGGAAGAGUAUGGUCCUGGUGUUCAAGGAAAAGAACAUUCUUCUCAUUUGGAUCCUUCAGCUCCUCCGAUGCCCUCAGCAAUUGCAGUGCCACCAUCCCCACCAGCGGCAGCCCUGGGAGCCACCUGCACUGCUGCCUUUCCCUCUGCUGCUUCCAUCACUCCUGCCGGGGCUGCUUCCACUUCCUCUGUUCACCUUCCUGUUUCUGCUCCUCAUGGCGCUGCACCGACAGCUACAGCUUCCUCUACACAGGAAGAAAUGUAUGGGCCCAGGGUUGUGACAUCAGCACAACAGAAAGCUGGAAGAACAAUCACAGCCCGGAUCACAGGGAAAUGUGAUUUUGCUUCAAAAAAUAGAAUCAGUAGCAGUUUAGCUAUAAUGGGAGUUUCUCCUCCCAUGAGCUCCGUCGUUGUGGAAAAACAUCAUCCGGUCACAGUGCAAACCAUUCCGCAAGCUACUGCAGCAAAAUAUCCCCGGACCAUUCACCCUGAAAGUAGUACCUCAGCUUCCAGAUCUCUCGGAACCAGAUCAACUCACACCCAGUCUCUCACAAGCAUUCAGUCCAUAAAAGUGGUUGACUAAAAUGAAUAUGUUCCUAGUGAGGUUGUUGAAUUCUUCUGGCUUUACUAAGAAUUAGAAAUUUUUAGUUUUUAAAAUUUCAUAUUCUUAGAACAUCAUGGAUACAUCAUAUUAAUUUCCUCAAAAUUACAAGAGACUUUUUCAAGCGGUACCAUCCUUUGUAACUAUAUGUAGGAUUAUUUUAAUGUGAUUUUUUAUUUAAGCAAUUAAGUAAAACUUUUUUAAAUUAAAAAAGAAACUAAAAAAAAAAGAAACUAGCCUUAAUUUUUUUAAUAGGUUCAACCUGUGACCGAUUAUAUCAUCAAAGUAUAUAAAUCCUGUUUUUGCAGUGUUAUUUCCAAAAGGCUAAAUCAUUUGCAAUGUUACCAAGUAAACUUUGAGAGAGAACUUUACUAAAAAAAUUAUUUAAACUAAUAGAAACUAAGGUAUUUUUAUUUGAAAAUUAAAAAAAUAAAAGCCCAGAGUAAUAUCACAAAGUUUUUUUGUGACUUUAAUAUAUUAGUCCUCAUUUUUGGGGGGCUCUAACAAUUAAAAAUAGGGGGGGAAAUAGCAAUACCUAUGAAUAGUUUUUAAUGUUAAAAGGGAAGAAAUAUUUUACUAGCACAAUAACAGAGUUACAGAAACAUCAGAAAGAAAUUUCCUACUGGGACUUCCCUGGCGGUCCAGUGGUGGCUCUAGAAGCCACCACAAUGAGAAGCCCGCACACCACAACGAAGAGAACAGCCCUUGCUCGCCGCAACUAGAGAGAGCCUGUGCGCAGCAACGAAGACCCAAUGCAGCCAAAAAUAAAUAAAUAAAAUAAAUUUAAAUCACAGAUCAAUAGGUUUUUUUAAAAAAAAAGAUUAUUGUAAGCAUCUUUUAAAGCUUUAUCUAAACUCUAAAAAUUGUAUAUUGUCUACAGCACCAAGUAAUUAGUGUUAGCCUAAUUCAACUUAACUUCUUCCAAUGCAGGGGGUGUGGGUUCAAUCCCUGGUUGGGAAGCUAAGAUCCCACAUGCCUCGUGGCCAAAAAACCAAAACAGAAAACAGAAGCAAUAUUGUAACAAAUUCAAUAGAGAAAGACCUUAAGAAUGGUUCACAUCAAAAAAAAUCUUUAAAAAACAAAAGAAAUUUCCUGUUAGGAUGAUCCUAUUUCAAAUGUUCUUUCUUACCUUUUUGAAACUCUAUAGCAUUGAACCUUUUUUUGCUCUGAACAUCCAAACAUUGUCCUGUGAUGGUACAGCCCUGGACAAUUCAGCAAUUCAGGCCUUCCAGGCCUGGCAGACACUUUUUAAUGCCUGGCCAAUAGGAAGAAACCAUCUGGGCAAACAGAUUUAGGAGAACAAGACCAGGCUUCUAAUGCUUUUAUUGCUGGCUGACUGUGUUAUCUAGGGCCAGACACUUAAAUUAAUCUCAGGGUCCUCAUCUGUGAGAUAAUGAGAUCUACCUACCCUACCUAUUUUCCAAAGUACUUAUGGCUCACAUAAAAGUGAGUGGAUUCUGAGGAACUUGUGAACAGCCUCAGUUUCCGUAUCUUUAACAGAAGUGGAUGGUUUCAGCCUCUUUCAGUCUGAACAUGACCUAGCCCUGUGCUCUAACUUUACUAUUGGAAAUAGUUUUUCUUAUUGCCUCAUGUUGUAAUAGGACAUGAGAGGAUAAAUGUGAGACUGGCAAAUAUCCCAUUUUCUAAAGGACACACCAAGGCUUUUUUGAACUAUAAAAGUAUCUGGCUGUGUCCUAAAGAGUAUUAGAUCCUUCUUAUGCAGUGCUUCUUUUGGAUUGUGGCCAGCUACCACUGGUGGCAAAUAGCUCUUCUUGGGUUUCAAUAAGCACAAAUCAACAGCACUUCAUCUCCUGCUGCCUGUACCACGGGCAUGCUCCUCCCCAGAGCUUCCCUGUCCACUCAGAGAGUUGAGAUACCGGCAGGCUCCACUCAUAUGCAGCCUGGAAUUAACAUCCCAUUGGGGUAAACAGAUCAAUUCUUACUUUCUCCCCAUAUGAAUUGUCCUGAAUUAGUCCAUUCUUGAGGUCAAAUAAUCAGUUGUUCCUGAUACCAAGUGUUGGCCAAUUUGGUAAAUCACGCUGGUCUUGGCUCUCCCUUCCCCAUCUCACUUCCUUUUUCCUUCACUCCUGCUUCCUUGGAUCUACACUCCUGAAAAAAGCAGUUGCUCAUAAACUGUGGUCUUGGGCUCUGCUUUUUAAGGAACUUAUAUGACAACAGGGAAUGGUUUUCAGUAAGCAGCUUCCCUGGUGGCGCAGGGGUUAAGAGUCCACCUGCCAAUGCAGGGGACACGGGUUCAAGCCCUGGUGUGGGAAGAUCCCACAUGCCACGGAGCAACUAAGCCUGUGCGCCACAACUACUGAGCCUGGGCUCUAGAAGCCACCACAAUGAGAGGCCCGCACACCACAACGAAGAGAACAGCCCCCACUCGCCGCAACUAGAGAGAGCCCAUGCAUAGCAACGAAGACCCAAUGCAGCCAAAAAUAAAUAAAAUAAAUUUAAAUCACAGAUCAAUAGGUUUUUUUUAAAAAAAGAAUAUUGUAAGCAUCUUUUAAAGCUUUAUCUAAACUCUAGAAAUUGUAUAUUGUCUAUAGCACCAAGUAAUCAGUGUUAGCCUAAUUCAACUUAAAUUCAACAAUUAAAACAGUUAAACAGUAAGAGUAUGUAUUCAUAUUUGUUUAUUAUUGCAUAAAGAGGUUACCCAGAUUUUGAAGCAAGGUCAGUGGAAACUGGUCAUACUGAAGAACAGGUGGGGACAAUGCUUUUCACUAAAUACCUUUCUAAAAACUUUUUAUAAUCAUGUGAACAUAUUACCUGUUUUAAAAUUAAGCUUACCAUUUACAAUCAGCAUGAGAUGAAGAUGCAGAACUAUAAAUUCAUGAUAUAAUAAAUGGACUGAAAUUGCUCGUGAUUUUAUUUCUGGGCUUAUAGACUUAGAGUCAGAAUUUGAUAAUGGAGAGCCUUAAAUUAUAAUGAACAGGUGCACAUAAGCUGAUAGAAAUUGAUACUUGAUUUCAUAUUUCAGAACUUUCUCAGAUUACAAAAAUAAUGUGUGGUUAAUAUUUUAAGAAAUAUUGGAAAGUACCAAAAGUACAAAGAUAAUGAAAAUCACCUGUAAUUACAUCACCAAGAGAUUAAAAAACAUUGGUGCAUACACCUCUGGUCUUUUCUUAAGUGAUAUAUUACACAUAGGUGUUAUUUAAAGCCAACAGUAACUGAAUUUCCAAAGCAAGUUUCUCUUAUGAAACAAAUAACGGUUAAUGAUUUAAAUGCUAUGGAUAUGAGGUUAGGCAUUUCAUAGACAUUCUCCCUUCAUCAUCACCUCAAUAUUAUAGAAGAGAUAGACCUCUUUCCCCCAUCCUAUAGAGAAGGAAACUAAAGAUCUGAGAACUUGAAUGUUAGCAUGCCCAAAGGCUCACAGCUAAUAAACGGCAAAACCAUGAUUCAAAACCAUGUCUGUCUAUUCUUAAAACCCUGGGUUUUUUCAUUUACCAUAAUGUUCCCACCAUCAUAAUUUUUUAAAACAUGAUAUACAAAAUCCUAGGUUAUUCUAUCACUAGAUAUGUUAUCACAUAUUAUGUUGCAUCAAAUGACAGAAAUGGGAAAAAUCAUAUACAACUUGCCUUAAGCAAAACCCAAAAAAUUGACUUUUCAGUGGUUGGAAAGUGUAAUACCAUUUUUUCAUCUGUUAGAGAAUCCUGUCACUGCCAUCUUCACGGUUGAAAAGAAAAUCAAUACUACUGCUGGAAGAACUUUACGCCAUUUGAAGAACUGAAUUUAAGAGGGCUGAAUACUGAAUGGAAAAUCAUUUAAAUACAAUUUCUUUAGGCAUUUAUGAAACUGCACAUUUCUUGGGCCUUGAGUCAGUUUCACUUUUAAAUUGACCAAUCUUUUCUGGAAAAAAUGAUAACAAGAUUAAUAGCUAAUAUUUAUUAAGCACUUGGCUACAUGUCAGGCACUAUGAAUCCCACAACAGCCCUCUGACACAGACACUUUUCUAGUUAAAAACUGAGAAUGCCGGCAGAGUGAUUUCUGUACAGAACUUGCUCGAAAUCAUAGCCCCUUAUUUGUUGGAGUUCAGCUAUAAGCUCACACAGUCUCACUCCGGAGUACAUGCCCUCACCCACUGCAGUGGACUGCCUCUCAGUCUUCCCUGGGAGUUCUUGUGGACACUAUUUCAUAGAAGUGAAUAAGUUCAAAAUUGAGGGAACAAACCCAGAGCUAGGAGGAUAAUGUCAUGGAAGGUGGGCAUAAUCCAUGCACACUAUUCCUCGUACCAACCACUGCUUGAAACUGAAUAUUGGAUCCGUGAUGUGAUGUGCAUUUAUGUUCUCAGUUUCAGGUAAAACUGCACCAGCGAAAAUAAUGGUGAUAAGUUUUCAAAGCAUCUUCCCUGACAGUAUGGUCUUUGGCAGAGUGAUUUUUAGCAGUAAUCCCAGCUGGCAAAAUAAUUGCCUGUCUGCUCUUUUCUCUCAGUGUAGAAGUAAUUUUUUCAAACAUACUAACUCGCAGAGUUCCCAAGAGGAACAGGCAUGUUGAGCAAGACAAUUCUUAGUUGUAGAGCACUGUCCU
Molecule: messenger RNA, 6427 nt
Organism: Globicephala melas (long-finned pilot whale)
Lineage: Eukaryota; Metazoa; Chordata; Mammalia; Artiodactyla; Delphinidae
Gene: POC5
Product: POC5 centriolar protein
Cellular component (GO): centrosome
Source: RefSeq, a predicted model, not a curated record